GGUUGUGCGCUCAGGGUUUCCGGAGGGGAGGAAAAAGAACCGGACCUGUGCGCCACCGACUCUCCAGUAGCCGCGGAAGAGGGCGGUCAUGGCGUCGGGGACGUGGGGGCUGCGGCUGUGCCGCGCCGUUGUGCACGGCGGGAGGAACUCGAGGUUUAUAGCAACAUUGCCAGCAUCUCAGCUGUCACCAGCCGAAUUGAUCGAAUUGCAGAAUGACCUCUUCAAUAAAGAGAAAGACAGGCAGUUGUCCUUAACUCCUCGAACGGAAAAGAUUGAAGUGAAACACGUUGGGAAAACAGACCCUGGCGCCGUGUUUGUGAUGAAUAAGAGCAUUUCGACUCCUCACAGCUGUGCAAUGCAUUUAAGUGAGUGGUAUUGCAAGAAAUCCAUUCUGGCUCUUGUGGAUGGACAGCCUUGGGACAUGUAUAAGCCUCUCACCAAGUCCUGUGAAAUUCAGUUUCUUACUUUCAAAGAUCACGAUCCACGAGAAGUGAAUAAGGCAUACUGGCGUUCAUGUGCCAUGAUGAUGGGCUGUGUGAUAAAGAGGGCGUUCAAAGAUGAGUAUGUGGUCACUUUGGUCAGAGCUCCAGAAGUUCCUGUAACAGCUGGAGCCUUCUGCUAUGAUGUCAUACUGGAUGAAAGACUUGAUGAGUGGAUGCCAACGAAAGAGAACCUUUGUUCCUUCACAAAAGAUGUUCGUUCUUUAAUUUAUAAAGAUCUUCCAUUUGAAACUCUGGAUGUUAAUGCAAAAGUGGCACUAGAAAUAUUUCAACACAACAAGUACAAAACAGAUUUCAUAGAAGAGAAGGCUUCUCAGAACCCUGAGGGGAAAAUCAAGCUUCACAGGUUUGGUGACUUCAUCGAUGUGAGUGAAGGCCCUCUUAUUCCAAGAACAAGUAUUUGUUUCCAGUUCGAAGUGUCAGCAGUUCAUAAUCUUCAAGCCACACAGCCAAAUCUUAUACGGAGAUUCCAGGGUCUCUCUUUACCUGUUCACUUAAAAGCACAUCAUGCAAUAUGGAGUAAAUUGUUGGAAAGAUCUCGUAAAAUGGUAACUGAAGAUCGGACUCAGCCUAAAGAGGAAAAUGCAUCAGCCCAGUAACUUCCCAGGAUUUAAAUAUGUAUAGUAAAUUUAAAAUAAACUUUUCUAUAUAA
Erinaceus europaeus (western European hedgehog) is the source of this 1152-nucleotide messenger RNA. RefSeq names its product mitochondrial ribosomal protein L39 (gene MRPL39). The transcript has 10 exons. Gene Ontology annotation, molecular function: RNA binding; nucleotide binding. Gene Ontology annotation, cellular component: mitochondrion. The record is from RefSeq and is a predicted model, not a curated record. NCBI's taxonomy places the organism in Eukaryota, Metazoa, Chordata, Mammalia, Eulipotyphla, Erinaceidae. Bases 89 to 1099 code for a protein of 336 amino acids.